Malus domestica (apple) is the source of this 1186-nucleotide messenger RNA. NCBI's taxonomy places the organism in Eukaryota, Viridiplantae, Streptophyta, Magnoliopsida, Rosales, Rosaceae. The record is from RefSeq and is a predicted model, not a curated record.
UUCUCUCCAUAAAUACACUCAUCAACAAGGCAUUUCUGCUUUCCUACAUAUGUUGAGCUAAUUAUUAACAGGCAAAAUAAUCUCUCCAGGUUUUAGAAGUUGAUCAGAUGGGCAGUCUUCCUCAAACACCAAACAGUACUAGUAAUCCUAACCUUUAUCCUCAAGCACUCCAACUUAAACUUUACCACGCCUUCAUAUUCUCGAUUCCUAUCCUUUUCUCCAUCAUUCUUUUUCUUCUCUUCUACUUGUUCUACCUCAAAAGAAGGGCUUCCGCUCUCUUAUCUUCUUCUCAACCAGUUUUUCCAAGGAGUAAUUAUAAUCUUCAAGCUGCACCUACCAGAUACCAUGUUUCCACUGCUUGUCCGGUGGGUUUGAAGGGGGAGCUCAAGGAGAAGCUUCAAACAAUUUUAUUUGAUGAAGAACAAAGGAAAAAGGAUUCACAAUGCUGUGUUUGCUUGAGUGAAUUCGAAGUGGAAGAGGAAUUACUGCAAGUGCUAUCAUGCAAACACGUGUUUCAUGUUGAUUGUAUACAUCACUGGCUGCAUAACAACACAACUUGCCCACUUUGCAGAUGCUCUGUGAUUCCCAUCAGUACCAUACUCGACAGUCCCACACCACCUGCAGCUGCUAGGGUGUUCGACCCAGUAAUACAAGAGCAGCACCAUAGCAUAAUAAUCUCCCAUCAGAGUCCAGUGAGUAUUGUAUUAUUGGACCAACAAAAUCAGCAACAACAGAAUCAACCGGGCAAUAAUGCUAUUUCUAGUGUAACAACACCAAUUGAAGAAGGUUCAUCAUCAAGUGAUCAAAGUAGUACAAACUUAAGGGACUCUGGGAGGUUACCCGGGCACUAUACUAAUGAAGAUUUGGGAGAACCAGUCAUUGUCUAUAUCCAAGCUCAUGAUUCAUGAGACAAGGAGUGUACAUGCGUAACACGAGAAAAACUUAUAUGAGACUAUUUCUGCCACAUGAGAGUGCUGAAUGCAUGAUAUAGAAACCACAUUCUCGUGAGACUAUUCCUUUCUGAUGGUGUUAAAUGAAAGAAGUCAAAUUGUAGCGAGAUUCCAAUUUUGACGGCAACUAGCUAGAUGAGAGAGUAGUUAUAUUUCUUAAACCUCAAUGAAAGUGUUUAUAAACCUAAUUGUCAAUAGUCUCAAUGAAAUUUGGAGCAGUGGAAGUUCAGAGCAUA